AUGACCGGCAACCAAGGAACAGUUACAGACUGCAAACUGUUUAACAGCACGGGCAGCUACUUCGAGGAGGACAAGUCGAAGUGUGAAUGUCGCGGCGUUGUUCGGUCGACACAAGUCACUAAGCGAGUCCGCAACUUUUUGAGCAAUUUCAAACUGGGAAUCCAGCUGUUUUGUUGUCACAUCCUUUUGUUUGCUGACCAUGCAAAGAUCUUGACAUGCACGAAGUAUUGUGCAUGGACAGUCCCAGCGACCUCAGCGGCUGCGACCUUCGUCCAGAGGAGAAAGAAGGAGAACGGGACACUGCAGCUGCAGCGCCGCGCAGACCGAACAUCAGGCAUGGGCAACAUCACGGAGUUGCUAGGUCACAGCGCGGAAUACGCAACUCAGGCGGUUUAUCACACGUCGUUGAACAGGAUACAUCAUAUCUGCGAAUCGUUGAACAGGAUACAUCAUAUCAUGAUCCUCGAUCAUGAAGUCAUCUCACCACGGGUUGCUGACCCGCGGAAGCGACCGCCAAGAUCCUAA
Molecule: messenger RNA, 525 nt
Organism: Volvox carteri f. nagariensis
Lineage: Eukaryota; Viridiplantae; Chlorophyta; Chlorophyceae; Chlamydomonadales; Volvocaceae
Exons: 6
Coding region: 1-525 (174 amino acids)
Source: RefSeq, a predicted model, not a curated record